Messenger RNA from Orycteropus afer afer, 1707 nucleotides. It is a transcript of the gene MSTO1, whose product is annotated as misato mitochondrial distribution and morphology regulator 1. Gene Ontology annotation, biological process: mitochondrion distribution. The transcript is spliced from 14 exons. The coding region runs from base 1 to 1707 and encodes 568 amino acids. NCBI's taxonomy places the organism in Eukaryota, Metazoa, Chordata, Mammalia, Tubulidentata, Orycteropodidae. The record is from RefSeq and is a predicted model, not a curated record. Gene Ontology annotation, cellular component: cytoplasm.
AUGGCGGGCGGGGCCCGUGAGGUGCUAACGCUGCAGUUGGGACAUUUUGCCGGUUUCGUAGGCGCUCACUGGUGGAACCAGCAGGAUGCUGCGUUGGGCCGACCGACCGAUGCCUCAGAUCCGGCGGAAGAGCUAUGCCCCGAUGUCCUGUACCGGACGGGCCGGACCCUACAUGGCCAGGACACUUACACGCCGCGACUCAUCCUCAUGGAUCUGAAGGGUAGUCUGAGUUCCCUAAAACAGGAGGGUGGACUCUACAAGGACAAACAACUGGAUGCUGCCAUAGCAUGGCAGGGUAAGCUCACUACACACAGAGAGGAACUCUGUCCUAAGAACCCCUAUCUCCAGGACCUGUUGAGUGCAGAGGGAGUGCUGAGUAGUGAUGGUGUUUGGAGGGUCAAAUCCACUCCCAAUGGCAAAGGUCUCCUACCACUCACUACUGCUGAAACUCCAAACCCACUCAUCCCCACAGAGGGCAGCAUCAGAGUUUGGUCAGACUUCCUCCGAGUCCAUCUCCAUCCCAGAAGCAUCUGUAUGAUUCACAAGUACAACCAUGAUGGGGAAACAGGUCGGCUGGAGGCUUUUGGCCAAGGGGAGAGUAUCCUGAAGGAACCUGGGUACCUGGAAGAGCUGGAGGACAGGCUGCACUUCUACGUGGAGGAGUGCGACUACCUACAGGGUUUCCAGAUCCUGUGUGAUCUGCAUGAUGGCUUCUCGGGAGUAGGUGCUAAGACAGCAGAGUUGCUUCAGGAUGAGUACUCAGGGCGGGGAAUAAUAUCCUGGGGCCUGCUCCCUGGUCCCUACACUCUUGAGGAGCCACGAAAAAGCAUCUACCGUCUGUUAAACACAGCUUUUGGAUUGGUGCACUUGACUGCUCACAGCUCUCUCGUCUGCCCCUUAUCCUUGGGCGGAAGCCUGGGCCUGAAACCUGAGCCACCUGUCAUCUUCCCACACCUGCAUUACGAUGCCACUCUGCCCUUCCACUGCAGUGCCAUCCUGGCUACGGCACUAGACACAGUCACUGUUCCUUACCGUCUGCAUUCUUCACCAGUGUCCAUGGUUCAUCUGGCUGAGAUGCUGAACUUCUCUGGGAAAAAGGUGGCAACAGCAGGAGCCACCAUCCCCUUCCCUUCAGACCAGUCCCUUCCUGAUACCUUGGUGCAGCUUGGGGGGCCCACCCCAUGGACCCCGCUGUCAGCAUGUAGGGACCCACGUGGAACACGCUGCUUUGCCCAGUCUGUGGUGCUGAGGGGUCUAGACAGAGUACACCAUACCAGUCAGCUCACCCCAGGGACACCUCUGCCCUCCCCGCUCCAUGCAUGUGCCACUGGGGAAGAAGUCUUGGCACAGUAUUUGCAACAGCAGCAGCCUAGAGCUAUAAGUUCUUCCCAUCUGCUGCUGACUCCUUACAAAAUGGUUCCUCCUUAUCCACACCUCUCCUCAAGCCUCAGCCAGCAGGGUUUAGUUCUGGAUGGUCCUCCCACUAGGGCAGCAGUGGGGAGCAUCCCGGUGUUUGCAGCCCUAAGCUCCUCUUCAUCUUUGCACCAGACCCUGCGAGGUUUGGCCAAAGAGCUCACCAAACUCGACUUGCGGCGCUGGGCCAGCUUCAUGGCUGCUGGAGUAGAACAGGAUGACCUACCGGAGAUGCUGCAGGAGCUACACAGCUUGGCCCAGUGUUACCAGGAUGGGGAUGGCUUCACAGACUAA